Molecule: messenger RNA, 1757 nt
Organism: Annulohypoxylon maeteangense
Lineage: Eukaryota; Fungi; Ascomycota; Sordariomycetes; Xylariales; Hypoxylaceae
Product: family A G protein-coupled receptor-like protein
Exons: 3
Coding region: 250-1587 (445 amino acids)
Biological process (GO): adenylate cyclase-activating G protein-coupled receptor signaling pathway; cell surface receptor signaling pathway
Cellular component (GO): plasma membrane
Molecular function (GO): G protein-coupled receptor activity
Source: RefSeq, a predicted model, not a curated record
AUUGGCCUACCAGAUUCGAUCUUGAUUAAUGACUCGAAUACUGUUCAGGCUAACUGCUUUCCGUCAUUCGACUGACUUAUAUUCGACAACAUUACCAAAAUCUACAUAUGUAGACCCAUCAGGGCGGAUUUGAUCAAGAGCUAAAUUAAGCUACGGUACCUUUCAACUAGACAACUUAUUCAUUACCUAAAUACCAUAUCCCUUCUCUUUUCGAUUUAGAAAUACUUACCUCCUCCGGUGUUGUAAAAGAUGGCGGGCGGCGAUUUGUCAGAGGAAGUGCUCAACGCCAUUAGCGUCAUUGAGCGAGUCGGCUCCGUUUUCUCGAUGUUGGGAUGUCUUUUCGUCAUUCUCACAUUUUCCUUCUCAAAGGCAUUCCACAAGCCUAUCAACCGACUCGUCUUCUACGCAUCCUUCGGUAACUUAAUGACGAACGUGGGGUCGUUAUUGUCAAGGCGAUAUGUGCUGGAGAUAGACACAUUUGGGUGUCAAUUCCAAGCAUUCCUCAUUCAAAUGUUCCUACCCGCCGAUGCAUUAUGGACCCUGGCAAUGGCAUUCAACGUAUACCUGACCUUCUACCACAAAUUCGACGCUGCCAGACUCCGAAAGAUGGAAAUUUAUUAUCUCUUAUUCUGUUACGGUAUUCCAUUCGUACCUGCCCUCACUUACGUCUUCGUGAGGACUGAGAAGGCUGGGAGGAUGUACGGAAACGCCACGUUAUGGUGCUGGGUCAGCUCGGAAUUCGAUAUCUUUCGAAUUGCUACUUUCUAUGGGCCAGUCUGGGUCGUUAUCUUACUCACUAUGUUCAUCUAUAUCCGAACAGGCGGGGAGAUAUACAGAAAGCGAAAACAACUACGCCAAUUUGGAGCUAGCAGCAGUGCCCACGACCCUGAGGCGAUAACCAUGGACGACCCUUACUCAAUAAAGACGACCGAAGUGACUGUCACAAGCGAAUCCGCCCAAGAAAGCGCGAAUGGGAUUGACCUUGCGCCGCUCGGUCGAUUCAACGAGAGGCCUAAGCCAGCAUAUUCAGUCAUGAUCUCGUCGGAUAACAAAAAGGGCAGCAUGUCACAACAAGGGGGUAACACACGCCCUCCUCCGAGUAACAUCCCACCAACUCCUUCAACCGCUAGGGCACAAGCGAAGUCCCAAAAGCGAAGGGCGAAUUUCGAGGCCAACAAUGCCGCGUGGUCUUAUAGCAAGUGUGCCCUCCUUUUUUUCACGGCACUCCUUGUAACUUGGAUUCCGUCUUCGGCCAACCGUGUGUACAGUCUUGUCAAUACGAACAAAACAGAGGCAUCCCUAGAGAUCAUGAGUGCGAUCGUAUUGCCGCUUCAGGGUUUCUGGAAUAUGUUGAUCUACAUCGCGACCAGCUGGGAAGCGGUGAAGAUCACCUUCACUGAUGUGAUGACUCACAUCAACGGUCACCAUCCCGAGCCGAAUCGUUACCCUAGCGACUACAACGACAAACACAAUUUUGCAUUUAGACUUUCGAGUCGGAGCCCACGAAGGGAUGUCGAAAGUGAAAGUAUGACGGAGCUAGCCAAUAGUGGCAGGACGUCUAAUUCCGCCCAUGACUCUAAGAGAUAGACGUUACGAGCGUACUGAAAAUGGAGUUACGACAUGUAUUUUCGGGAUGAGUUAUUUCACUUCUUGAGUAUAUUUUGAAAGAUACCUUUCGGUUAUAUUAGAAUCUUAUUCGCCAUAUACCCAGUCAUCACUGAAUUGGAUUGGUCGGUUGGUCUACCGAAUGAUAUAUU